Messenger RNA from Indicator indicator, 1257 nucleotides. It is a transcript of the gene VAT1L, whose product is annotated as vesicle amine transport 1 like. The record is from RefSeq and is a predicted model, not a curated record. Gene Ontology annotation, molecular function: oxidoreductase activity; zinc ion binding. The coding region runs from base 1 to 1257 and encodes 418 amino acids. The transcript has 9 exons. NCBI's taxonomy places the organism in Eukaryota, Metazoa, Chordata, Aves, Piciformes, Indicatoridae.
AUGGCCAAGGAGGGAGCGCAGCGAGCGGAGGAGACGGAGCAGAUGAUCCAGAAGGAGGGCGGCAAGGAAGCCGCUGAGGGCAGCGGCGCCGGCAGCCUGAGGGCUGGGGACACGAAGGAGAUGAGGGCCGUGGUGCUGUCCGCAUUCGGGGGGCUCAACAAGCUCCGCGUGUCCAAGAAAGCCAUGCCGGAGCCACAGGAGGGGGAGCUGAAGAUCCGCGUCAAAGCCUGUGGUUUGAACUUUAUUGAUUUGAUGGUGCGACAAGGAAACAUCGACAACCCUCCUAAGACCCCACUUGUUCCUGGGUUUGAAUGCUCUGGAAUUGUAGAAGCUCUUGGAGAUAGUGUGAAAGGAUUUGAGAUUGGAGACAGAGUUAUGGCUUUUGUAAACUACAAUGCAUGGGCUGAAGUAGUCUGCACCCCAGUAGAAUUUGUCUACAAGAUCCCAGAUGACAUGAGUUUUUCUGAAGCUGCUGCAUUUCCCAUGAACUUUGUAACUGCUUACAUGAUGCUUUUUGAAGUUGCUAACCUAAGAGAAGGCAUGUCUGUGUUGGUUCACUCGGCAGGAGGUGGGGUGGGUCAAGCUGUUGCUCAGCUCUGUUCAACUAUUCCCAAUGUUACUGUUUUUGGAACAGCUUCAUCUUUCAAACAUGAAGCAAUCAAAGAUUCAGUAACUCACCUGUUCGACAGAAAUGCAGACUAUGUUCAAGAAGUAAAGAGAAUCUCAACAGAUGGAGUAGAUAUUGUUUUGGACUGUCUUUGUGGAGAAAAUACCGGGAAAGGCCUCAGUCUCCUCAAACCACUUGGUACUUACAUUUUAUAUGGUUCAUCUAACAUGGUUACUGGGGAGACAAAAAGCUUCUUCAGUUUUGCAAAAUCAUGGUGGCAGGUUGAGAAAGUAAAUCCUAUCAAGCUGUAUGAGGAGAACAAAGUCAUUGCUGGAUUUUCCCUGUUGAAUCUACUUUUCAAACAGAAUCGAAGUGGCCUGGUCAAGGGCGUGAUGGACAAACUCCUAAAUCUCUAUAACAGUAAGAAGAUCAAGCCUGUGGUUGAUUCCUUAUGGGCUUUGGAAGAGGUGAAGGAGGCCAUGCAGAGAAUCCAUGACCGAGGAAAUAUAGGGAAACUAAUUCUGGAUGUGGAGAAAGCACCCACUCCUCUGAUGGCCAACGACAGCACAGAGACCAGUGAGGCUGGGGAAGAGGAAGAAGACCAUGAAGGGGACAAUGAGAAUAAAGAGCGCAUGCCAUUCAUCCAGUAA